UGGUUUCCUGUGCUUGGAUCUCUCAGAUGAGUCAAUUUGAUCCCAUUUCAUUUAACAAAAAUCCGUGGUUCAUUCAUUUUCCUUGUUUUAUGUUAAUUUAAUAUUAAAUAUGAUUUUGACAGUGAUUUUAUUUAUUUUACGGGGAACUCCAAUUUGGGCUUAUAACAUCCACGAAAAGCCAUCGUUAAUGCUGCAGGACUCGACAUUCUCUUAUUUUGGAUAUAGUAUUCUCCUACACGCUCAACAUAAUCACGCUAAAUCAUGGUUGAUUGUUGGAGCCCCGAAAUCGAAAUUAGCAUCAGUAGCAGAACCAGGUCUAGUAUACAAAUAUAAUUUGCAAUUGGAAAAAUCUCAACCUGUGCGAAUUCAACCUAAGGAGCUCACCGAAGAAAAGGAUUUCAUUAGUUCAGUCAAUCAUGAUUUGCUCAUAAGAAAGGAUUAUGGCUGGUUCGGCGCUUCCAUGUCUAUAGACCCUGGCGCUAGUAUUUUAACAGUCUGCGCGCCGCGAACUAUGAUUACUCUUUACAGUUCCACCACGAAAUUCCAAAGCAUGCACGGCGUUUGUUACAGCGGGAAUAUAACAGCGGAUAGACUCGAAUUGGAUGAUCAAAAUUUUGCAAAUCACGAUUUUACAUCAGAAUUUUGGUACAAUCCCAUCCAUGGAUUCUCAGUGCAUUAUCCAAUGGUUUUAGCGGGUACAUCCAAUGCAAUGAUAACUGGAUCACCGCGGGAGGAAUUAGUUGGUAGUGUCUUCAUAAAAGGCCAAAGCAGAUCAGUUUACAUGUCGAAACUUGAUGACAAUUCAAUGUUCGGAUACGCUGUUUCCUCAGGAUAUUUUUUUAACAGACAACAAUUGUUGUACGCUGGAAGUGCGCCUGGAUUUAAUUUAGUUGGAUGGGUGGCCAUCGUAGAUCCAACUACAAAUCCAGGAAUUGUGCUUGCUGAAUUUGACGGGACAAUGAUCGGAGAAUUCUUCGGUGGUAGUUUAGCAGCUUGUGAUCUAAAUAAUGAUGGGCUUGAUGAAAUUAUUAUUGGAGCCCCACACUGGGGACAAGAUCAUGGCAGAGUUUAUAUUUACUUAGGCAAUUCAGAAUCGACAUUCGAAGAGGCAGAUGUGAUUUUGAAUGGGUAUAAGGAGGGUAGCUUUUUUGGAUAUUCCUUGAGUUGUGGAGAUCUAGAUAUGGAUGAUUUUGAUGAUUUAAUUGUGGGCGCCCCAUGGGAAGACAACGGAGUUGUUUACAUCUUCAAUGGUGACUCUUCACUCAAAUCGAAAUUCGAAAUUGCCUCCCAGAAAAUUACAGUCACAUCACCCGCUAUGACUUUUGGAUUUUCUUUGGCAAAACCUGUGGAUAUUGAUUUUAAUGGAUUUCCAGAUUUAGCAAUUGGUGCAUUUAAAUCUAAUUACGCUAUGGUAUUAAACAGUCGUCCUGUAGUGAAGUCUAAUGUGCGAGUAACGACGAUUCCCUCUUCAUUGGACACAAAUUCAACGUUUUUCAUAGUCCAAAUUUGUGUGAAUCACACGAGAAUGGGUUCAUUGAGUCAUGAAAGUUUUGAUUUAACUAUCAAUAUCGACGAGAAUCUCAAUCGUGUCAAGAAAUCACAGCUAUUUUUGUCAUAUCCUUCGUGGUCCGGUGACACAGAAACAACUGUGUGUUUCAAUCAAACGGCCAAUUUAACGGAAACAAUUCUCAAUUAUAUAGAUCCAAUUCCAAUAACAGUAAUUCAUACCUACGGAAACUUCAGAGUUAUAGAUAAUGGAAGUGUGGUUGCAUGCAGUCUCUGUCCCAUGGAACACGAUGGAUCCUCGAAAUCUCACGAUAUAAAUAUCUCCUUCAAGAUUGGCUGUGGAGAGGAUGAAAUUUGUACCUCGUUAAUAUCUAUUACUGGUUCUUUUCAUUAUGCGAGUAAUGGAAGAACUCUUGAAAAUAAUACUUGGAUCGUUGGUUCUAAGGAUAUAAAUUUACAAGUGAUUCUAGCAAAUACUAAAGAACCAGCUUAUUCGGCAGUUUUAGUGUUAACAUUGCCGAAAAACACUUUCUUGCGGAGCAUACUAGAUUCUUGCAAGGAGGAGGUUGACAAUGGCAUUGUCAAAGUCAUCUGUGCUUUAAAUAAUCCAUUAGUGGUCAAUCAAAAUAAAACAUUAAUUUUUGAUUUAAAUAUGAACGAAGUUAACAACGGUUCACUGGAUGGCACUAAUUUGACUUUUACCGCAAGGGUGACAACUCGAAGUCGCCAGUUAGGCGAUUCAGUAAUGGUAUUUCCGGUUUUUCUCAGAUCCAAUGCGUCUCUCACCUUAGAAGGGCAUGCAAAUGAGCGUAAUUACGAUCUUCCUGUUGAGUUCAGCGCUCAAAAUAUUUCAUUCGAACAUUUGUAUAAAAUUUCAAAAUUCGGAUUCACGCCUGUCCCAAAUACAAAACUGAUAGUGAAAGUACCUUAUCGAGUUAAGGAUAGGAAGUUUCUCGCUAUAACGAAUGCCCCAAUGAUCACGGUGUCUGGGAAAUCUUAUCGCUGUUAUACCCAUGAUGUUCCUGUCAUACAGAACAAACAGCAUUCAUUCAUUCGCAAGGUCAUUGGGCCAGAUGAAACUGAUAAAUCCGAAUUGAACGCACAUAGCAAUCUCUCCCGGUUAACGAGGAGUCCAGAUUCUUUUCUGCAAUCAUUAUUACUAUCAAAUGUCACUACUUUGUUAAAUAACACAGCACGAUUUUUCACAUCAGCCACCCCCGGACCUAAUUUGCGGACCGUCAACUGCUCUUCGACAAACGUUCAAUGUGGCACAAUUAUUUGCAAAAUCGCUGUUUUGAGUGGCGAUCACGACAGCACUAGCUUGAGAUUACAGUACUCCAUAAGCAUUUCGCAAUUGAUGGGGGAUGAAUGGUUGAAUAAUGAUGGUCAUAUUAUUGAGUUUAUUUCAGAGGCGUGGGUGGAUAUUCAAGAACCAGUUAAUUGGGCAGUUCGAGGAAUAGGAAAUGUCACAAAAGUUACGACAACGUUUAUAAAAAUCAAUCCACCUCGCAGAGUGAAUGUUUGGAUAAUAGUCGGAUGUAUUUUGUUGGGAUUGUUGGCAUUAUUUCUAAUUGCAAUUGGCUUGAGACAGAUGGGUUUUUUCCGAAGACAAAAGAAAGAAGAGAUGAAUGAAAUAAAGGAGCACGACAGUCAUAAGGAUACUAGACGUCUGUCUGACACCAAUUUCUGAAAAUUGAUAAGUGUCGUUGAUAAAUGAAGUAAUAACUACAAUUUGUGGAAAGUUAAUUUAUUUCAUUAUUUUAUUAUCUAUUUUAUUCAUAGUUGUUGUAUCAUACAGUGCCACCAAUUUGCAAGCAACGGGUGUCAUCAACAGGUCUGCGUAUUUAAAUAGACACUCUGUGUUCACUACUUUACCCCCAAAAUUUGUAUGUACAUUUAGAUGAAAAAAAGGAAAUUUUUUUUUAUAAACAAGGACGUACACAAUAAAAUUUCGUACAACUUUUGCAUUCCUCUUGUAACUGAGCACUUAUUAGUCAAAGAGUAAUACCACUUAAUAUUUCACUCUGAAAUUCGAGAAUCCAAUUCAAAAUGAAUCAAUCAAUUAAGUAAUGUUAUGUAACAAAUACAGAUAUUUGUCAUUAUCUUCUUAGAAAGGUGUCUUCUGGCGCGAAGACUGGCUCAUGUAAUGCAGCAGUUAUAUCAUCAUUGCCUUAAUCAUUUUUGAACAUUGCAAUAAUUUUAAACUUAAAAAAAAAA
Molecule: messenger RNA, 3723 nt
Organism: Fopius arisanus
Lineage: Eukaryota; Metazoa; Arthropoda; Insecta; Hymenoptera; Braconidae
Product: integrin alpha-4-like
Exons: 15
Coding region: 110-3196 (1028 amino acids)
Biological process (GO): cell-cell adhesion; cell adhesion mediated by integrin; cell-matrix adhesion
Cellular component (GO): external side of plasma membrane; integrin complex
Molecular function (GO): integrin binding
Source: RefSeq, a predicted model, not a curated record